Messenger RNA from Xyrauchen texanus (razorback sucker), 4463 nucleotides. It is a transcript of the gene ppp1r13ba, whose product is annotated as protein phosphatase 1, regulatory subunit 13Ba. NCBI's taxonomy places the organism in Eukaryota, Metazoa, Chordata, Actinopteri, Cypriniformes, Catostomidae. The transcript has 18 exons. Gene Ontology annotation, cellular component: nucleus. The record is from RefSeq and is a predicted model, not a curated record. Gene Ontology annotation, biological process: regulation of apoptotic process. The coding region runs from base 118 to 3492 and encodes 1124 amino acids. Gene Ontology annotation, molecular function: p53 binding.
CAUUCAGCCAGACAGUCAGGCACCCAGAGACAGACAGAGUAAAGCUCAGUGGCAGCAGGCAGCUUCCCAGGGCCUGGGCUGCCGGCUCCUCUACUCCUUCUCCAAGCUCAAAGCUCCAUGAGGAGGUUCAUCAACAUGGUGUUAAGCAGCCUGGUCAGCGUCUCCAAGGGCAGGCCCUGGCUGCAGAAGAGAGCACGGAUGCAGCGGAAAGAGGAGGGGAAAUCGAAGGCGUCACACAGAACGACUAAGAUGAUUCUGACCGUAUUCCUAAGUGAUAAUCAGCAGCUGCUGACAGAGGUGCCCAUCACUCCAGAGACGAUUUGUAAGGAUGUGGUGGAAUUCUGUAAGGAAGCUGGAGAGAGCAGCUGUCACCUUGCUGAAUCAUGGAGAGGCAAAGAGAGAGCCAUCCCUUUUGAUCAGCUGAUGUUUGAGUACCUACAGAAAUGGGGUCAGAGGUGUCAGGAAGUAAAGUUCUUCUUGCGUCAUGAGGAUUCGCCAAUCACAAACAUUAGUCAAGGAGGUCCGAUUUCCGAGCAGACCAACAGGAAGUGCAGAGAGAAUGCGGACAAGCCCUGCGAGAAAGGGGUAGGGAAUCCAUGUGUGGAGUUGACGCUGUCAGAGCUGCAGGAGAUGGCAAUGCGACAGCAGCAGCAGAUCGAAGCACAGCAGCAGAUGCUGAUGGCAAAGGAGCAGCGUUUACGGUAUCUGAAGCAGCAGGAUCACCAUCAGGGCCAGUCUGUGUCUGAAAGCGAGAAGCUGCAGAGGUUGAGAGAAAGAGUUGACAGUCAGGAAGCCAAACUAAAGAAGGUCCGUGCCAUGAGGGGCCAAGUGGACUACACCAAGCUCAUAAACGGCAACCUCUCUGCAGAAAUUGAGCAUGUUAGCAGCCUGUUCCAAGAAAAGCAGGCAGAGCUGCAGUCAGCCAUGCUAAAGGUUGAUCAGCUCACACAGCAGCUUGAUGAUCUGCGACGGGGGCGUCUCAAUGGCCUGCAGCCUCUGGGGGGUCCGGUGACUGGCAAUGCUGCACUGGAACUACGCAAACUCUACCAAGAAUUGCAAAUCAGGAACAAGUUAAAUCAGGAACAGAACAGCAAGCUACAGCAACACAAGGAUAUACUUAACAAGCGUAACAUGGAGGUGACCAUGAUGGACAAGCGUAUCGGGGACCUCAGACAGCGUCUCUACAAGAAAAAAGCAGAGCUUGGCCGAAUGAGUGGCCCUCCCUCCCCUCAGCCAACCUCAGGCAGCUCUGGCCGGGUGGCAGCAGUCUGUCCCUACAUCCAGGUCCCAGUGCCCGGGCGACCGGAAGGAGGCUACAAUUUACCUCCUGAUCCCCUGAAGACACAGUCUCUCACUGCUCCUUCUACAAUCAACCAUCCUCGGUCCAAGUCAGAGGAAGACAGGGUGAAGAUGCCUGCAGGCCAAUGGAAGGUCUCAGACUUAGACAUCAUAGUGGACCCUCUGGUGUCAUCAUCAGACCCUAAAGAGGGACCAGAGUCCCCUACAGACUCCAACUGUACCUCUACUAAUAAUGCAAACUGGCCCUCCUUCAGCAAUAGUAGGGUUCUUCUGAAACCACCAGACUGGAAGGACACAAGUCAAGAUCCCACCAGCAAGAUGGGUACCUCAGACAAGGAAGCCCCUAAACUGUUAGGCACAGUAACAGCAUUGUCUAAACAGCCUCCACCCAUCUAUGGCACCUAUCCCAGUACAGGCCAUCACUCCACAGUUUGUGCCACCAGCUCUUUGCCCCGGUCUGCUCCUGGCAACUUAGCCUGGCAGAGAGCACCCCCUGCUGCUUGUUCCUCCUCACAGCAGAUUCAACAUCGGAUAACGGUGCCACCCAGCCCCACACCGGGGUCAGCUCUUUUCCCUCAGGGUGAGAGGACAGAGCCUCCUCUUGCUGUGGCAGUGCGUCCCUUUAUUCCAGACAGAGGGUCCCGGCCUCAGUCUCCAAGGAAGGGACCUGCAACUAUGAACUCCAGCUCCAUUUACAACAUGUACCUGCAUCAGUCUACAUCCAAAAACUACUCCAGCAGUAGCAGAGCUGCUGUCAAAGCAGUAUACGGAAAGCCAGUUCUACCAGGCUCCACCUCUCCCUCCCCAGUUCCCCCCUACCAGUCCUCCAGAGAUGAAGUAGACAGGGAAGCUGACCAAGAGAGUGCUCCCCUCCCUCCGCCCAGUGUGGAGAACAUCCCUCGCCCUCUCAGCCCUACCAAACUGACUCCUGUGGCCCACUCCCCUCUCCGUUACCAAAGCGACAUAGACCUGGAGGUGCUGAGAAGAAAAUUAGCCAAUGCUCCUCGACCAUUGAAGAAGCGAAGCUCCAUCACAGAGCCAGAAGGACCAACUGGGCCUAACAUUCAGAAGCUUCUAUAUCAGCGCUUUAACACCCUUGCAGGUGGCAUUGAGGGUGGAGUGAGUGGUACACCCUUCUACCAGCCUGACAGUCCUCUUAGCUACAUGGUCACAGCCCUGGGUGAUGUGGACACUGCCAAUGGGAACCAAAUGGAGUUUAACAUGUUAGCUGGACCUUCAACAGAGAUGACCAUCCCAGACCCUCCUACCACCUCUUCCACAUCACCUACAGUGGAUGACAAUGAAAACCAGCUGAUGCAUACAUCCACAGAAUCAGACGGAACCCAGUCUGCUAAUGCCUCAGGCCCUUCAAACAAGGACACCCCUGAGGACAAUCAUAACAACAACCACACCAGUGUUACAGACACACAACAUAGCCCUGCACCAGAAGCCCACUCCCCUGCAGAGCAGGACACCACAACACAGUCAGACUCUUCUACAUGUGCGCCAAUGGUCAAGCGCACCAACCUGAAGAAGCUGGGUUCUGAGCGGACCGGUCACGGCUUGAGGGUGAAAUUCAAUCCUCUUGCACUGCUUUUGGAUGCAUCUCUUGAGGGCGAAUUUGACUUGGUGCAAAGGAUCAUCUAUGAGGUGGAAAAUCCCAGCACUCCAAAUGAUGAGGGUAUCACUCCCCUCCAUAACUCAGUUUGUGCAGGUCACCACCAUAUUGUUAAGUUCCUGCUGGACUUUGGGGUCAAUGUCAAUGCAGCAGACAGUGACGGGUGGACGCCCCUGCACUGCGCAGCCUCAUGCAACAAUGUUCAUCUAUGCAAGCUGCUGGUGGAGUCUGGAGCAGCCAUUUUUGCCACUACAAUCAGUGAUGUAGAGACUGCAGCGAACAAGUGUGAAGAGAUGGAGGAGGGUUACAUCCAAUGCUCUCAGUUUCUAUAUGGUGUGCAAGAGAAGCUGGGCGUAAUGAAUAAAGGGACAGUUUAUGCCCUGUGGGACUAUGAAGCUCAGAGUGCAGAUGAGCUGUCCUUCCGUGAGGGUGACGCUCUCACUGUGAUGAGCCGCAGAGAUGACAGUGAGACAGAGUGGUGGUGGGCCAGGUUUAACGACAAGGAGGGCUAUGUACCACGCAAUUUAUUAGGGCUGUAUCCUAGAAUCAAACCCAGGCAACGUUCCUUGGCAUAGGCGGCCAAAAGAGACAGUACAAGCUCCUGUAUCAGCACUUGGCAUGAAGCUGCACAAUGGCACUCUGCCCUGUCUUGGCCAUCACAACACGGAGCCCAGAGGGGUGGCAAGAUGAUGGAGCACGUCUGGAGUUAGACAAGAUGUUUACCCAAGAGUGGGGAAAUCAGUGGUCUUCCUUUUGUAUCUCAGAUUGUAUUCGUCACUUUGAUGUGUUGUUUUUGCCGUGUCCCUCUUACCCAUAUCCCUGUUGAGGAACAUGAUAGCUUCUCUCUCCACUCCCAAAGUGUAAACCUUCCGAGUAUGUGGGUGCAUGUAAGUUGGAUGUGACUGUCAGAGUGUGACGGGUAUGUGAUGAAAACAGUUGGCGGCAGAGUGUGCAAUCUAGGAUUUCAAUGUUUGUUCUCUGUGGAUAUUGUCAGUUUUGAAGAGGAGUCUAUAGGAACUGAUUUUUCAUUUCCCACAGUUUAGAAGUUGCUGAUUCAGGGUAAAGGAAGGAAGGUGCCAGAAAGUGUUUAAAAGAGGCCUUGAGGCAGGUCAAGCUGCUAAUGGAUAUAAGGAAGUGGCCUGGUCUGAAAACGUGUAUAUUUUUGUAUGUGGAGGAUUAUGUGGGACUGAGGAGAUGAAACUGUGUAGUCAUGAUUGAGGAACUAAAUUUUAAGAGGAUGCAUAAAGAAAAGUGAUGACAAAUAAACCAUUGCAGUGGUGGUUUUUCCAUUUAACAUGGGGAUAUUGGCAACCUAUUACAUACAUCUUCUGUAUAUUUCUAUGCUUCUUUUAAGUUAGGCUUUAUUUUUUCAUAUGCUACAUUAACUUUUUCCUCUAAAAAAAAAAAAAUUCUCCAAAAAGCUUGAUACAAUAUGGCUGUCAAAACAGGUAGACUCUGCCUUGUGUUUGUGCUGCCAUACAAGAGCCAUUUAUGCAACAUGCCAUGUAUAUGUGCACAAUAAAAUUUCCACAUUGGGACAAACUCA